Thamnophis sirtalis is the source of this 325-nucleotide messenger RNA. Lineage: Eukaryota; Metazoa; Chordata; Lepidosauria; Squamata; Natricidae. The record is from RefSeq and is a predicted model, not a curated record.
AAAGAAAAAAGAAAAAUGCAAUCAACAAUUAUACCUUUCCUUCCGCAGAAUCCUCGUCCAGAUUUCUCUGUUUAUCUUUGGUAGUUCGAUGCUGAAGUCAAGCACAUCAAAAUCCAGACCAAGGAGGAGCUGUAUCGCAUUACGGAGAAGAAAGCCUUCAAAGGACUUGUAGGGGAAAAGUCUCAAGUACUUUGGCUCAGCCAAGGCUCGCUAUAAUUUCUGUGCACGAGAUCGGACUGAAUUGUCCUUGUCAGAGGGAGACAUCAUAAAGAUUCUCAAUAAGAAAGGACAGCCAGGAUGGUGGAAAGGAGAGAUCUAUGGUCGA